Molecule: messenger RNA, 2473 nt
Organism: Hyaena hyaena (striped hyena)
Lineage: Eukaryota; Metazoa; Chordata; Mammalia; Carnivora; Hyaenidae
Gene: NTRK3
Product: neurotrophic receptor tyrosine kinase 3
Exons: 14
Coding region: 1-1836 (611 amino acids)
Biological process (GO): protein phosphorylation; cell surface receptor protein tyrosine kinase signaling pathway; cell-cell adhesion
Cellular component (GO): cell-cell junction; plasma membrane
Molecular function (GO): ATP binding; transmembrane receptor protein tyrosine kinase activity; neurotrophin receptor activity
Source: RefSeq, a predicted model, not a curated record
AUGGAUGUCUCUCUUUGCCCAGCCAAGUGUAGUUUCUGGCGGAUUUUCUUGCUGGGAAGCGUCUGGCUGGACUAUGUGGGCUCCGUGCUGGCUUGCCCUGCAAAUUGUGUCUGCAGCAAGACUGAGAUCAAUUGCCGGCGGCCGGACGACGGGAACCUCUUCCCCCUCCUGGAAGGGCAGGAUUCAGGGAACAGCAAUGGGAACGCCAGCAUCAACAUCACAGACAUCUCCAGGAAUAUCACUUCCAUACACAUAGAGAACUGGCGAGGCCUGCACACGCUCAACGCCGUGGACAUGGAGCUGUACACCGGCCUCCAGAAGCUGACCAUCAAGAACUCGGGACUCCGGAGCAUCCAGCCCAGAGCCUUUGCCAAGAAUCCUCACUUGCGCUAUAUAAACCUGUCGAGUAACCGGCUUACUACACUCUCAUGGCAGCUCUUCCAGACGCUGAGUCUUCGGGAAUUGAGGUUGGAGCAGAACUUCUUCAACUGCAGCUGUGACAUCCGCUGGAUGCAGCUGUGGCAGGAGCAGGGGGAAGCCAAGCUCAACAGCCAGCACCUCUACUGCAUCAGCGCCGACGGCUCCCAACUGCCCCUCUUCCGCAUGAACAUCAGCCAGUGUGACCUUCCUGAGAUCAGCGUGAGCCAUGUCAACCUGACCGUACGAGAGGGUGACAAUGCCGUCAUCACUUGUAAUGGCUCUGGAUCACCUCUGCCCGAUGUAGACUGGAUAGUCACCGGACUGCAGUCCAUCAACACCCACCAGACCAAUCUGAACUGGACCAAUGUGCACGCCAUCAACCUGACGCUGGUAAACGUGACAAGUGAGGACAACGGCUUCACCCUGACAUGCAUUGCGGAGAAUGUGGUGGGCAUGAGCAAUGCCAGCGUCGCCCUCACCGUGCACUACCCUCCCCGCGUGGUGAGCCUGGAGGAGCCGGAGCUGCGGCUGGAGCACUGCAUCGAGUUCGUCGUGCGCGGCAACCCGCCACCCACGCUGCACUGGCUGCACAACGGGCAGCCGCUGCGGGAGUCCAAGAUCACGCACAUGGAGUACUACCAGGAGGGCGAGGUGUCCGAGGGCUGCCUGCUCUUCAACAAGCCCACCCACUACAACAACGGCAAUUACACCCUGAUUGCCAAAAACCCGCUGGGCACGGCCAACCAGACCAUCAACGGCCACUUCCUCAAAGAGCCCUUCCCAGAGAGCACGGAUAACUUUGUCUCUAUCUACGAUGUGAGCCCCACGCCCAUCACUGUGACCCAUAAACCGGAGGAAGACACUUUUGGGGUAUCCAUAGCUGUCGGACUGGCUGCUUUCGCCUGCGUCCUGUUGGUGGUUCUCUUUAUCAUGAUCAACAAGUACGGCCGCCGGUCCAAAUUUGGAAUGAAGGGCCCCGUGGCUGUCAUCAGCGGUGAGGAGGACUCAGCCAGCCCACUGCACCACAUCAACCAUGGUAUCACCACACCCUCAUCGUUGGAUGCUGGGCCAGACACAGUGGUCAUCGGCAUGACCCGGAUCCCAGUCAUUGAGAACCCCCAAUACUUCCGUCAGGGACACAACUGCCACAAGCCAGACACAUGGGUCUUUUCAAACUUAGACAAUCAUGGGAUAUUAAACUUGAAGGACAAUAGAGAUCAUCUAGUCUCAUCAACUCACUAUAUAUAUGAGGAGCCUGAGGUCCAGAGUGGGGAAGUGUCUUACCCAAGGUCACAUGGUUUCAGAGAAAUUAUGUUGAAUCCAAUAAGCCUUCCCGGACAUUCCAAGCCUCUUAACCAUGGCAUCUAUGUUGAGGAUGUCAGUGCUUAUUUCAGCAAAGGACGUCAUGGCUUUUAAAAAACUCCUUUUAAGCCUCCCUGUUUUGAUGUCACCUUGGUAGGCUGGGCCCUCUGAGAGGUGGGAAGCUCUAGGCGCUGUUCUCUUUGGAUCCGGGGAUGCUAAGUAGAAACCGCAUGAGCCACCGGUGCACCUGCACCCUUUACCACCACCGAGAUGGGUGACUUCCCCCAUCCGCCAUUGGCAGGGUUACCCUUUCCCUCAGUCAUCACUGUGCUCCUUUUUUCCCGGCCUCCGAGGCAGCUCCUGCCACCAUCUUUAGAGCUGAUAAAGAGAAUUAAAAACCUGUGCACCAAGAACCAUCUUUUAAACACACUAGCCAUUCUCUUGCUUUACAAAAACAACCCAGCCAGCACGAGAAAGCCUGACUGAAGCCCAGCCGUGCUCCGGCCUCACUUACCCUGCCUGGAGAAUGGGUCUCCCUAGGAUACCGGGCUGUCCUCUUAAUGACCUCAUCGCCCUGCAGCCUCCAGCGGGGAAGAGCGGCUAAGCAGAGGUGGAGACCACGCGCUGAGAGAGGGGGAGCCAGGCCCAAGUGUUGGCACCAGAUUAGGUCUCAGAGGAAAGAAUGGAAACCAAUCACUUUCUAUCUAUAUAUUUUUUGGUUUUUGGGUUUGUUUGUUUUGUUUUGUUUUGU